GUCAAUUUCAAAAAUGUGUCAUGUCAUAACGGUCACAUUCGCAUUCAAAAAACGGCAAUAUAAACAAAGGCAAGGUUCAAUGCAAAUAAAAGAAAAUUAAUUUAGUAAUAAUCAAAAGACUCUUCAAAGUGACUAUCCUUGUGAAUAUCCUAGAAAUGGAAGACCAAUCGGCCUGUACGGGUGAAGACCUGUUAGAUGUUUUCAAAGCUUUGAACAUAAACCUUUUGAAUGUUAAUCCAAAUACCAUAAGGGCCUGGUUUGACACUGACGACAAAAAUAUGAAAAGUUUAUUGGAAUGGAUGUGCACCUCAUUAUCUGCUAAAAAUUACGUUUCUCCACUUGAAUACGAUGAAUUUUCGAAACUGGAAAACCCCUUGAAGGAUGAUAAGUACGAAACGGAAGUAGAACGAAUCGAAACUGAGCAUCCAAGUAUAUUUUCUAUAGAAGAUACAGAGUUAGACAUUGAACUUUUAGAAUAUGAGUUGGAACAUCUAGAUGAUGAAGAAAUGCUACUGGACCAGGCACUAGCGAUAAAUAGGUCUAUGCAAGAAAAUCUCUCCAAUGAACUGAACGAAAAAUCAACAUUAGAAAUCAAAACAGCUACAAAAUUGAAGGUUACUAAAAACAAAACAGAUGAGUUGGCUAAAAAUUUGGAUGCUAUCAAUAUUAAUAUUAAUUCUCAACUUGUAAAAUAUGGGCAGUGUAUAAAUGAUUUUAUGUAUGGUACACAACAAACUUUGAUGUUAACUAUAGAAGAUAGUUGUCAAGAAAAAGUUGAGUUGCUGAGUAAUUCUAUCAUGCCUAUACUGAUUAGACCUUCUGAUGAAACUGAAGACUCCAGUAUGUUCAUGGAAUCAACAUUGUGGAUUAGUGAAAAUUCAAGGAGAGACAUGCAGCAUGAUAGUGUAAAACAAAGGUUGAUUCAAAGCAAGCUAAACUAUAUUGUAAGUAAGACUUCACUAGAAACAACAAGCAAGCUUUUUGACUAUCUUAUGUCAGUGAAAUUUGAAUCGCUCAUGUUACUGGAACCAAUGGAAGAAAUUGAAAAUAAAAUAUAUCUGAAAAAUGGUAGAGAAAGGGUAAUGUAUUCUAUGCUAGAAAAUAUAAUAGUGGACACUACAGGAAGACAGGUUUCAAAUUCCAAACUGAGAUAUUUACAAGCUGCACUUGCUAAUUUUCAGAGCCAAUUGAAAACAAUAACAGAACUAGAGGAUUUGAGUGUACUACUUCUUGCUCAUUACCAUAUAUUACUGAUCAUGUGUUCAUCUCAGACAGACGAUAUUGAUUUCUCUGUGCAGUUUUUUAAGAAAAUUUUUUACCUGAGUAAUGAUUUACAAAACUGUGAAAACAGGAUAAUGUUAUGUUUCAGGAGAAAAUGAGAAGUACUAUUCAAAUGUAUGAAGCUGAAAAACCAGAUGAUAAGUUUAGGUUCAUCAAGCAUGUCACGAGGAUAGUAUUUGGUGAGGAAUUUGAAGCAAAAAGUGGGUUGCAGAAGAUAUUAUACCUUAAAGAUACACUGGAGGAUCUACGUUAUCGACUUUUUUCUCCAGAGUUUAGAGAAGAAAGAUCUUCGUUUCUAGAAAUGAAAAAUGAUUUGAAGACCCUGAGAUCAUUUUUGGUACCUGGACCCACAUCUGAAGUAGUUUUGGUACCAAUUGAACUCCAAAAGAUGGUGCAAUCUGUGAGGGAACAUCUGGAAAGGCAGAGGAGAUGCCUUAGAACUGCUAUUACUGUAUUCCAGUCGAGAAGAAAGCUCAGUAAAUGGGAGAAUCACAGGAGGCUCUUAUGGACGUAUUUCUACAGCAAUCCACAAAAAUUACUUCUUGUUCUUCAAGAAAUAGAAAACGAGGUGCCAAGUGUUAAUUCCAAUUCUAAAAUGGCUACAUUGAUCGAAUAGUUCGUGUUAUAUUUUGCAAGUGUUAUUUUUUAUAUUUUUCUAAAAUACAUUUAAUAAAGUA
Messenger RNA from Acanthoscelides obtectus, 1958 nucleotides. Lineage: Eukaryota; Metazoa; Arthropoda; Insecta; Coleoptera; Chrysomelidae. The record is from the annotation of a GenBank genome assembly.